UAAGUGGUCCGUGCUGUACCUUUCGGGUGGGGUUUGCCUGCUUAUUCUAUUUCCAGCCACCGUUGGUGAGCGGACCGGUCGAUCCGGUCACCACGCGCAGACCGUUAUAGUCACCGACUCGGCCGCGUUUCGUCCAACCACCACCGCCUCCACCCUUAUCGCGCGCGCGACCGCCGGAUGGCCGGAGCGGCAGCGGAAGCGGGGGGCGGCGCGGGAGGAUGGAGCAGGGAGGACGACAAGGCCUUCGAGAACGCGCUCGCGACGGUGCCCGCGCCGCCGAAGGAAGAGGGGGCGGAGGGCGAAGAACGCGGCGGGAGAUGGUGGGAUCUGAUCGCGGCUGGAGUCCCUGGGAAGACCGCGGCGGAGGUGAGGCAGCACUACGAGGUUCUGGUGGAGGACGUGGAGGCCAUCGAGGCCGGAAGGGUCCCCGUCCCCCGCUACGGCGGGGAGGACUCGCCGCCUUCUUUGACUCUACCGUCUUCCUCCAAGGAGAACCAGAAGCACCGCCACCAACAACAACAAGAUCCUAACAGCCACCUGGGUUCGUCGGAUAGAAAGAAAGCGAGGUCUGACAUUAGAGGGCCGAGCAAGAGUUGCUCCAAGGCGGAGCAAGAGCGGCGGAAGGGAACGCCAUGGACCGAAGAAGAACACAGGCUUUUCCUGCUUGGCCUCGACAAGUAUGGGAAGGGUGACUGGAGAAGCAUAUCGAGGAACUUCGUCAUCUCAAGGACACCAACACAAGUUGCAAGCCACGCUCAGAAGUACUUCAUUCGCCUAAACUCCAUGAACAGAGACCGCCGGCGAUCGAGCAUCCACGACAUCACAAGUGUGAAUGGCGGCGACGCCUCUUCUCAGCAGGGCCCUAUUACUGGUCAGGCCAACACGGCCAUGGCGGGAUCAUCUAUCAAGCAUCCUUCACUAGCCAAUGUGCAAGGGAUGCCGAUGUACGGGCCGCCGGUCGGUCAUCCAUUCGCCGCCGGCCAUAUGAUCUCAGCAGUCGGCACUCCGAUUAUGCUUCCUCCUGGCCACGCCCCUUACGUCAUGCCUGUCGCCUAUCCACUGCCUCCUCCACCAAUGCACCAGUAGUCCUUGCAACAUCCUCGUGCAGGAGCUUGGCGUCUUCUGACUCCCAUUGCCUUGACAUUUAUUGAUAGAGUUCAAGAGGAUAUUGGAGAUUAAUCAUUAAUACAGGAUUUUGUUUUGGUGCAAUAAUAAUUCAGUAGCUGAUAUCACUUGUAAUGACCAUUAAAGACUUGCCGCCGUAAUUAUGGGAUAUAAUUGACCUUAAAUAAUAUUUGUAAAUCUAGUAGGGGAUGUCUUCCAACUCCA
Messenger RNA from Zingiber officinale, 1329 nucleotides. RefSeq names its product transcription factor MYBS1-like. The transcript has 2 exons. Lineage: Eukaryota; Viridiplantae; Streptophyta; Magnoliopsida; Zingiberales; Zingiberaceae. The coding region runs from base 178 to 1086 and encodes 302 amino acids. The record is from RefSeq and is a predicted model, not a curated record. Gene Ontology annotation, molecular function: DNA binding.